AUGCAGGUAGCAGACGCGGCCAAACGGUCCCUCAAGCCAUCCAGACUUAUGCUACGGGCUGAAUCACCAUCCUUAUCUCCAGGAGAUGCGGCGGAUGAGAUUGGUACGGGUGCUGUCAUCGCACCUUCACUCGUCGCACAUCACAACAAGCUGACCCAAUCGACAAAUACCGAAGCUGGGCUUCGAGAGGCUCGGGCUGGCCAGGAAACGGUGGCUGGCUACCAACCAGAGCCCCCCCCAACGACCUACCUGGGCUCCCUUCUCGCCAAGGGAGAGAAACAAGUCCCGCCUGUCUGGACGCCUGUUAGCCCAACCAUCCGCCCUAUUGAAAUUUUGGGCAAAAAAGGCGAGUCGAGCAAGAGCCAAUAUCUUCGCACAGCCCAAGAAGAAGUCCAUAUUGCGAAGGUGAGAAACUGGAUCAGUUCUAUCGCUCCUCGAGGUAAAGACAAGGACGCAGCACAAACGCUGAACGCUCAUUCUUCAACUGGAACACAGCCAGGUCGAGGUACAAAAGCCAUAGACAUGGACGAGGCUCUCACUGUAGAAGGUCCCUUCAGUUUGAGGAACGGUUUGGCACGUCUGUCUCUUGGGCCCUCAAUGAAGCCGACUCCUGCACCGGAGAAGAAGGAAACCAAAGUGCAGUUGUCAAGGGAUUGGAAUGUGAGUGGCAUCGGAAAAUAUACGCCAAAGGACUUGGAAAAGGGUCCACUAUUUGGGCGAUUUUCUGGAGCUAAGACCAGCACUUUGGAGGGUAAUGCUGAGACGAAUGCUUUCGGCCCCAUGACGAAGGAGCUACACGCCGCUGUUUCUGAGACGGGAAGUGCGAAAGAAGGCGAUUCUCUGCCUGGGGUCAGAGAGACAAAAGUCACGGGCAGACUAGAACAAAGUGCUGGCCAGGAAGAUGCUAAAGGUCAGGAGCCGCGCGGAGCGAAGAACGCUGUUGUAGACAGCCGGCGGGAACCUAGGGGCAUUGAGCCACGUGGGACAGACCAGAGUGUUCAGACCAAUGGCCGAGAUGGCGAAUCUGAUCAAAUAGUCAAGGCCGACUCAGCUGCUGAGAGCAGCGGCCAAGACGGUACAUCUCGUCCGUCGCCCGAGGAAGUGUCGCAAAUGGAAGGAACAUACACAUGGUAG
Letharia columbiana is the source of this 1134-nucleotide messenger RNA. RefSeq lists its product as uncharacterized. The transcript has 2 exons. Lineage: Eukaryota; Fungi; Ascomycota; Lecanoromycetes; Lecanorales; Parmeliaceae. Bases 1 to 1134 code for a protein of 377 amino acids. The record is from RefSeq and is a predicted model, not a curated record.